Molecule: messenger RNA, 5484 nt
Organism: Passer domesticus (house sparrow)
Lineage: Eukaryota; Metazoa; Chordata; Aves; Passeriformes; Passeridae
Gene: NCEH1
Product: neutral cholesterol ester hydrolase 1
Exons: 5
Coding region: 138-1364 (408 amino acids)
Cellular component (GO): membrane
Molecular function (GO): carboxylic ester hydrolase activity; lipase activity
Source: RefSeq, a predicted model, not a curated record
GGCUGGGCCCGGGCCGGGCACACGGCCGGCGGCCCGGGAGGAAGCGGCGGCACUUCCUCCGGGGGAGGCCGGCCCGGGGGCGGUGCGCGCCCCGCGGGGAGCGCGGCGAGGCGGCCGCACACGGCGCGGAGGAGGCGAUGCGGGCCGCCUGGGUGCUGCUGCCGGCGCUGGCCGCCCUGUCCGCCUACUACGUGUACCUGCCGCUGCCCGGCGCCGUGUCCGACCCCUGGAAGCUGAUGCUGCUGGAUGCCACCUUCCGGGCGGUGCAGCAGACGUGUCACCUGAUUCACUAUCUGAGACUCAGCCAUCACUUGAUAGUUCUGAAUUAUUUGAUUUGCACCUUUGACAAGCUGAAGUCUGUCUCCUCUGAAGACAUUAAAAUCACGGAUGCUGUUUUUGAUGGCGUGGAAGUGAGAGUGUUUGAACCUCCAGCCAAGGGAGAUGAAAGCCUCAAGCGCAGCGUUGUUUACAUCCACGGAGGGGGCUGGGCCUUGGCAAGUGCAAGAACAAGCCUUUACAACAAUCUCUGCAGAAUCAUGGCUGAAUCUCUGAACGCUGUUGUUGUCUCUGUUGAAUACAGGCUGGUGCCUGAGGUGUGCUUCCCCGAGCAGUACCACGAUGCUCUUCGUGCAACAAAGCAUUUCCUGCAGCCUGAUGUCUUAGCUGAGUAUUCAGUGGACCCCAGUCGAAUUGCAAUCUCUGGGGACAGUGCAGGAGGGAAUUUGGCAGCUGCUGUGUGCCAGCAGCUUAGCAAAGAUGAGGAUUUGCCUGUCAGACCGAAACUGCAGGCCUUGAUUUAUCCAGUCCUCCAGGCCUUUGACUUCAACACGCCUUCCUACCAGCAGAACAUGAACAUGCCCGUGCUUCCUCGCUACGUCAUGAUCAACUACUGGAUCGAUUACAUCAACGGCAACUACGACCUGGCCCACGAGCUGCUCAUCAACAACCACACCGCGCUCAACGUGGGCCAGGCCCUGUCCUUCCGCGCGCGCCUCAACUGGACGUCCCUGCUGCCUCCCUCCUUCAAGAAGAACUACAAGCCCGUGGUGCAGACCACGGGCACGGCGGCCAUCGUGGAGCGGCUGCCGGCGCUGCUGGACGUGCGGGCGGUGCCGCUGCUGGCGGACGACGCGACGCUGGCGCGGCAGCCGCCCACCUACGUGCUGACCUGCGAGAACGACGUGCUGCGCGAUGACGGCGCCAUGUACGCCGCGCGCCUGGAGCGCGCCGGCGUGCCCGUCACCCUCGACCACUUCCACGACUGCUUCCACGGCUGCAUGAUCUUCACCGUGUGGCCCACGGAUUUCUCGGCCGGCGUGCAGACCAGGAACAGCUACAUCAAGUGGCUGGAUGAGAACCUGUGAAGGGAGGGCCCCCGGGCCGGAAGGCGCAGGGUGGGUGCGUGGCUGCGGUGUCUGUUCUGGCGGAGGAGCAAACAAUCAAAAAGUGCACUUUUCUGAAUUUUGACUUCACUGUUCGGCUGCAGACCACUAACUGCAGCAUUUUCUAGCUCCAUUGGCCUUGCCCAGUAAAGAAUUUUGAGGAGUACUUUUUUUUCAAACCCGUUUUUUUUCCACUUUCUCCCAGAUGACUACUGCCAAACAUAAACACCUGUUGAGCAGGGAGAUCAGGAUUCCUGCAGGAUUCCUACCUGGCUGCAACUUUCAAGCUUUGACUCUUAAUUAAGAACAAAGGCCCUGGCUUUGAAGUGAUGUGAGAUAAAUCCUAACAUCUACAUCUACUUCUGAAUAUGUAAAAACCGUGAGCUAGUUUACAGCAGUGUUAAGCAUCUGAUGUCACAGUGAGAACCUUGGACAGCAGGGCCAUGAAUUGGAAUGGCAAGCAAGGAUUUAGGUGUUGGCUUUUUGCCAUAGACAAACAGCUCAUUUAAAUUUUUUAAAAUAUUUUUUGAAAAAGCUCUUCUAGGCAGUUAAAAUUAUGCUAGAUGAGUCUCUUAGCCAAACCUGUAAUUCAGCUUUGGAAUUUGGUCUGUACCACCUUUUAAUAAAUAAAUUUUUAGAAGGUACAGGACUAAAUAUAUUUUCAAUAAAAAGUAUGAUAGCAUACACACAAAUAGGUAAGAUAAAAUACUAUGUGUAGCAGCAGAAUCCAGGUUUCCUGUGUGAGUGACCUUCAAAGCUGACUACUUAUUUGGCUAAAGAAUGUGACUUCACCUGUGUUUAAAGCCUCAGUUACAUGACCUCCUUACAGAAAAUACUGACCUUACUACAAAUAGUCUGCUGUGUGGUUUGCACUAAUGUUUGUAAUUAAUACUAGAAUUUUUGUUCAUUGACUUUUCUUUCGUGUUUGUAGUUUUUAUUGUAUUUCCUGCUUCGUGAAAGGAGGAAAGCAAGUGAAUACAAGUAGGCUCCAGUCUAUACAGAAGAUUUAAUUCUGAGCUUUGCAGCUGAGCUUUGUCUGUCUUGUAGCCCACUGUAGGUAAGACGAUCUCGCUACUGGGCAGCAAAUCUGUGCAGUUUGAGCCAGUCUGUAAAGUUCAGACAGGCAGGACAGGGGAGAGAAACCACUUUGUGACUGUAUUGUCCAGGCUGCUCACAGCUUGCAGAGAUGAAGGUGGUGUCAAAAGCCCAUAGGCAGAGGAGAGAGUGGGAGAUGAAAUUAAUCCUCAGCUUUACCACAGACUUCCUGUGGGUCCCCAGGAGAAAAACAUCAUCACCUUGCACCCCACUUCAAGGGAGGCAGUGAUUUCCUACCUCACAACAGAGCUGUGAAGCUGAAUUCUCAGGCGUGGGCGAAGCACAUGGAUGGGAAUGUGACUGCAGGCACUCAGCAGCUCCCAUGGCUUUUGACUUCCCAUCCUUCUCCAAGAGCUGGCUCAGAGCCUGUCCCACAUCAGGGAUGCUGCUGGGCUUGGGUCCUGCUGAGCAGUUUGCUCCCCUCUGUCCUGGUUCAGGAACCCUAAGGUGAGGCUUCUUAACCUUUGGAGAUCAUGACAAAGGCUAUUUCAUUAAAGCAUUCCUUGUAGCAGGAUUCUGAAAAGUUCUUCAGAAAACCCCAUCAGGUUCUGGUAGAUCAAACUGCCUUCUGACAUUUAAAAUACAUACAGAGCAGUCCCCUUUGACUGGGAUUUAAAUUAAGUAGAAGAAUGGCUUUGCUGAAUCACUGCUUCCUGGAAACACCAGGUUGUUAAUGUGGUUGUGUGUAUUAAAAAAACCAUUAAUGAGACAAGGCCUGGAUGUCAGCUCAGUCAUGCAGGCCAAAACUCAUUCCCAGCAUAGUUCACACGGAGAUCACAAGGCAAAGCUUUUUCAACAGUGGCCCAGAUUCUUCUUCCAUUUAGCAUUUACAAAGACUUGGUGGAAUUAGAGCAACCAAGUGACAAUCUGAAUCAGAAUAAAUUUUGAUCAAGAAACCAAAUUAACACCACAGAGGAAUUAAAACGUUUUAUCUGGAUUUAAGCUUUCCUCCUUUUCCCCAUAAAUAAAACUUCAUAGAUUGUAUGCUUUGAACAGACAGCAACCAAAGUUAUAUCUAGUCAAAAAACAAGUUACUAAUCUUCCCCAGAGUCCUUUCCCUUUAUAUUUACCUGAUCUUAACCUAUUACUAAAAUAGUUUAAAAAAAAUCACUGCACUGAGUUAUAACAAUAGGCUUCUUCUUGUAUUUCCCACUUAAAAGAGUAAACCAGUGUCAGAAAUGAUACAAUUUAUAUCUAGUCAUGGUCAUUAGUAUAAUAUGUAGAUAUACUAUGAUUAUAUAUCAUAGUAUAACUGUGGUACUGGAAAAAAAAUGGUUAAUAUUCCUAUAAAUCUUAUAAUAAUUAGUUUUCCUGAGAGCUUUCUGCAAAGCUUUAGCUCAGCAUUUGUUUAUAGCUAAGUUAUAAAUAUCUGUUACAAAUCUAAAAUAUAAUUGCUGCUGGUUUGUUUUUUGUUUUUUUUUUCACUGAAAUGAAAGGGAGAGCUGGAAUAUAUAUACAUACAUAUAUUCCUGGAGUGGGUUGUAAAUUUCCUUCAUGCACUGAAGCACAUUGAAGUCUUGGCACAAGAAAUAAGUAAGUUUAUAACUGGAGUGAACGUGUUUACGAAGCCGUCAGCAGCCGGUGCGAUGGCCGAGAUCUCAGCACCACGUGGAUGUGAUGCACGCUCUUACCUACUUCUGUCAGAGCAUCUGGACUACUUUGAUCUUGCAGCUUUGUGGUUUAAUACCUGAGAGCUGCAGAGACACCUGAGGGAUCCUACAACAUGCAAAAAAAGAGGUCUGAAUUCCUGUUCUAAAAAGACAGAGAGCUGGCUUUUUAAAUUCAGUGUAACCCUUGAACCGAGUUAGUCCCAACCCAGCUUUCCUCCUCCUGUGCUUUGUCCUCCUUUGCAAACAGUCCCCAUGUCCCAGAUUGAAAGUUUAGGGUUGUUUCCAGCUGUGUUGCUACAAGCUCCUAGGAACUGACUCAGGGUUAUACAGAAAGCAGAUGCCUGGUAGCCAGGGAUUAAGAUUAAUCCAUGUUACAACACCUGGAUUUGUUCCUGUGUUUUUGUACAUCCCCAAGUGUUUCCUUGGGUUCAUCUUGCACCUUCAUCCCCUGGUUAUUUCAAAAAGCAGUUUAAGGCAUGAUGUAGGAUCAGAACAAGUGUUUGUAGCAAUAUUUCACCUGUGCAUGGUAGAGUCUUUUCAGAAAAGAUGUUCAAUAAAUUUGUUUUCUUAUCAUGAUCUUGGCUUCUGUAGGUAGUUUUUCUUCCCCUUCUACAAUUAGACUCUAUCCCUCUAUUGCAAAAAUAACUUGUUCCUGAUGGCUAUCAAAGCAUUCAGGUGACAGCUUAAAAAAAAAAAAAGCAGCAAAAUCAACUUGCAUAACAGAAUCUAUACUCAUUCUUAUCCUGCUUUCUUAGACCUGAGAACUCUAAUUAGUGGGUCCCCAGUGUUUUGGCUUAUAUUUGCAGGAAUAAAUGGAGAUUUUGUGUCUCUAGCUGAGGACCUCUUAAAGGAUGGGUGUUCAACAUUUCUGGAAGCCCAGACCUCUUUCAAGAGGUUUCAUGAUGGAUAAAAAUCACAAAUAAAUGAAUUUCAUAACCUUCAUCUAAGUAAUUUCAGAACCGCAUUCCCAGUCAAAGCAGAAAAACCAUUGGGAGUUUUAAAACUUACAAACUAAAUAGAAAUGCUUCAUAUUUAAAACAUUAUUUUGUAGUAUUUGGGCCUCUAUAUUUUUUAACCUCUUAUCAAACUUUACUGGAAACUUUUACAAGUAAAAAUAUUGGAAAUAAGUAAACUUGAGUUAAACCUUUUAAGCUGCUGUGAUCUGUAACAAUGAUAUUGUUAAAAAAUUCCAAUACCAGUUGGUUUAAUGUUCUCAUAUUUAUGAUGUUCAAAAGCCCAACAUACAACAUACUUGAUGUGAAUGCAUUCAAUACCUUAUGCAUGAGUGGUUUUUGCUUUUUGUCCCAGAGCAGGGGAAAGAUUUGUAAGAUCUCAUUACCAAGUGUAAUUUGAGAUGUGCUAUCAAAAUGAAGAACAAAUAAAUAAAGUGAAAUAUA